Molecule: messenger RNA, 1521 nt
Organism: Rotaria sp. Silwood2
Lineage: Eukaryota; Metazoa; Rotifera; Eurotatoria; Philodinida; Philodinidae
Source: the annotation of a GenBank genome assembly
AUGGUAUCCCAUUGUCCAGAGAUUUAUUCAGGACCAUAUCAAUUUUGUUUUGAUACUGUCAAUGGUACUCAACAAAUCGGUUAUAUUCGACCAAUUUGGUUAAAUAGACCUACCGAAGUAUUGCCAUCGAGUGACGAAUGGAUAACAUGUAUUCGCCUAUCGAUCAAACCAGAUAAACGAGGUGAUCGACUUCAACGAAAUUUUGAUGAUAUUCAACCAAUACUUUUAUUGUUUUUGAAUCGUCUUCGACAAAUCGAAAUUAUUCGCGACAAUAAUAAUCACAUUCUCAGUAGUAGUAGUACAUUUACACGAAUCGAUCAUGCUCAAGAACAAAUUAUCGAAUUACAAGAACGAACAACACAAUCAGAGAGUAUCAUCAAACAUUUUUGGCUCGUUGUAAAAAAAGUUAUUCACGUGCCAACUGAUCUCAAAAUGAAAUUAAGUGAAGUAAAAUGCGAUGUCGAAUCAACAACUAUUGCUAUAGCUUAUCCAUUAAAUCCUAUUUAUGAAUGUUCAUCUCGUCAAGUUCUUUCGGCACAGCCAUUAUUUGCAUAUUUACCACUUCGUUCGUAUGGUUUUCGUUUUAUUUUACAAGCCGAUUUCGAAAUAACGGCAGCACGACAAGAGAUUUUACGUGAUAAUCGAUGGAAUGAUUGGUUAAAAUCUGAAAUGAUUCAAUUAUUUCCUUUAGCUUAUGAACAAUUUCAACAUUUACCUGAUUUACUCACUCAAUGUACGCUCGAUUUUCAUCAAACAAAUAAUCCAUUAACAAAAAUUCAAACAUUAAAAUAUUUUCUCAAAUUAAUACCAACUCGAAAUGAAAUUGAUCCAUAUUUUAAUAUAUUUGUUGAUAAAAGUAUUCAAGGCUUGAUGGGUAUCAUACGUUUACCUGUAUUUUGUCAUGAUGAUGAACAAAUCAUUGAUUGGGUUUUACCAUCACAAUGUGUUAUUGUUCGUGAUACAUUUAUACGAAAGAUUUUCUCACAAAAUUUACUUUUAUCACAUUUUAAUAGUUAUUAUCUACAUGAUGAAUUUAUCAAAGAAUGUGAUGAACAAAUUCUUAUUAAAUUAGGUUGUCGUCGAUUAGAUUUUGCCGAUAUACUCAGAUUAAUUCGUACAUUAUACAAACAAAAUGAUCAAAUACAUUCAACAAAAACAACGAGCAUUGAACAAAUUGCUCAAUGGCUUCUUUGUAUUGAUUAUAGUCUUCAACAAGAACGUGAACGACCCGGUUUUAAUACUGAUUAUGAUGAUGAUGAUGAAACAGAAAUGACAACUAUAAACGAAUUAAAAAAAUUGAAAAUAAUACCAUUACGACAACAAUCACAAUUGGUAUCUUUUGAUGAAUUCGAUAAACGAACAAUUUUAUUUCCACCAAAUAAAUCAAUCAAAUAUGAUAAACAUCUCAAACUUGUUUUGGAUGAUUUACCAACAAUUGAUGAUCGUCUGCUUGAUUAUAUCGAAGAUAAAUAUCCACGACGUAUUGAUUCAAUCAAAACAUUACUAACAAAUUUAGGUUAG